Molecule: messenger RNA, 1117 nt
Organism: Polyodon spathula (Mississippi paddlefish)
Lineage: Eukaryota; Metazoa; Chordata; Actinopteri; Acipenseriformes; Polyodontidae
Product: 39S ribosomal protein L51, mitochondrial-like
Exons: 4
Coding region: 386-766 (126 amino acids)
Biological process (GO): translation
Cellular component (GO): mitochondrial large ribosomal subunit
Molecular function (GO): structural constituent of ribosome
Source: RefSeq, a predicted model, not a curated record
GUGAUGUCACAGUUCAAGUCCUGUGAUUUAGUGGCAGCUAUGUUCUAAUAAAUGAUGUUAUCAUCUAGAAUACACAUUUACAAGUGUAAAUAAAUAAAUAAUUAAACUUAAAAUAAACAAGAGAUUAAUAAUCACUUAUCAGUUUUUUUUCAGUUAGUAUAAGAUUCUCCCCGAGCUGUUUGUUGGUUCCUGUCGCUUUAAGGGGGGACGAAGAGGAUUGUGGGAUUACUACAAGAUGGCUGCGCCCUGUGCAAUGUCAUGUUAGAAAUAGAAAUAUAGAGGAAAAAACUCCAAAAACAUUCACAUCUUUAUUCGAACCUCAAUCAGAAAUAAUUUCUUGAUAAUUCCUUUUUAAUUUAAAAGAAUCGACUUGGACAGGAGAAUCAUGGCCAGUCUGUUUGCUCUGUUUAGACCUGGUCUGUCAACUUUCAAGCCGCUGGCGUCGAGGGAAUUCUCCACAGGAUCAUCGUGUUUAAUCAGGAUGCACGCCAUCCCUGAGCCCAAACAGAUAGACAGGUGGACGGAGAAGAGAAACAUGUUCGGAAUAUACGACAACAUCGGAAUUCUAGCGGGUUUCCGUGCCCACCCGAAGGACCUGAUCGUGGCCCCAGUCUGGCUGAAGGGCUGGCGUGGGAACGAACUGGAGCGUUGCAUCCGCAAGAAGAAGCUGGUGGGAGACCGCAUGUUCACAGAGGACCAGCACAACCUGAACAAGAGGAUCAAGUUCCUGUACAGGAGAUUCAACCACUACGGCAAGCAUCGCUGAGCAGAGCAAUACAGCAAGCCAGCACCGCCCGCUCUGUAUUCUGUUACAAAUACUGAAAGAAACGUUAUAAAUUCCAAUUGAACUCAACAGGUUUCUUUUAGUAUUUCCAAAUAUAGACUCCCUGCUUCGUCAACACGGCUGCUGAUGUUUGCAGGUUACAGGGUUAUAUUUAUUCAAAUAUGUCUUUCUCUGUGUCUUCAGUGUAAAUUCAACGACUAAUGUUUCCACUGGAAGUCUUUCUCAGUGUCUUCAGUGUAAAUUCAAUGACUAGCGCCUCCACUAGAAGUCUUUGACAAUGUUUUGAAGAUAUUGCAUGUAUCCCAAUUUCUAAAUGCAGCACUGUUGACUGUG